CUCUUUGACGGACAUUUUAUUCUUCGUAUACGUGUUGCUAUUGCAUUUGCUUUUGUACUUUUUAAAAUUUAAAAAUAAAAUAACAUGCCUUAUGCUUAGGUCUUACGUGUCCAUUGAACUAGUAGUAUUGUAGUACACUAACGUGUCACAUUUAGAGUUUUGCUACAGAAAGUUACGUAGGUUUACAAAAUGAUGAAAACACGAAGUGAAAUUAGAUUCAUCUUUUAUUCUGGAGCAAUAUUUAUAUGUUAUUUUAUUUUUGCUAUGUUACAAGAAAAAAUUACCAGGGGUAAAUAUGGAGAGAACGAUAAAUUUACUUGCGCUUUGUCCCUGGUUUUGAUUCAGAGUUUCGUAAAUUAUUUAUUCGCUCAAAUAUUGAUGGUAUCAUGGACACAUGAGAAAGAUACAACAAGAACCGCUUAUUACUUUUCAUCAGCAUUAACUUACCUCUUAGCGAUGCUUUGUUCAGUUAUGGCUCUGCAGUGGGUAAAUUAUCCAACCCAGGUGGUAGGCAAAGCUGCAAAACCGAUACCAGUUAUGAUUCUUGGUGUUUUAAUAGGACGCAAAUCAUAUCCACUGAAGAAAUACCUUUUCGUUCUUUUGAUUGUUAUUGGUGUUGCACUCUUCAUGUAUAAGGAUCAAGCUAAAAAAAGUACUGAUGACUCUCAAGGCAUGGGAAUUGGAGAACUUCUACUUCUUGUUUCCUUAACCAUGGAUGGACUGACCGGUGCUGUGCAGGAACGUAUAAAGAGUGAAUCAUCUCCAACUGCAUAUUCAAUGAUGCUGAAUACAAAUUGGUGGUCAACAAUUAUCUCCUCGGUCGGUGUACUUUUGAGUGGAGAAAUAUUCAAAUUUGUAGCAUUUGUGACACAGUAUCCUGAGAUUUUGGUAUACUUGAUCAGUUUUGCACUGAUGGGCGCUUUGGGACAACUUUUUAUAUUUUUCAUGGUAGCAGAGUUUGGUCCUUUGCCAUGCUCAGUGGUGACUACAACCAGGAAAUUCUUCACCGUCUUGGCCUCGGUGAUUAUCUUUGGCAAUGUCUUGUUCGGCCGACAAUGGAUUGGUGCUAUACUUGUUUUCUCUGGACUCUUCCUAGACAUCAUAUACAGCAAGGGUAAAAGUCAACCAUCAAAGAGGACAACAGUUAAAUGAAAAGUUCUUCUAAGUUAUUUAUAAAAUAAUUACUAUAUUUAUUCGUAGUAAAUGUUAUUAAUGUUCAUUUAUAGAAAAACCUUAAGAUUAUUAGGAAGUGAAAGUUCGAGAGCACGAAGAACUUUGUUUAUUAACCUUUUAUUACCUAUCUCUAUCGCUCUCGUAUAAAUAUCAUUUGUCUCGCUAGCACAGAGACUACGACCACAGUGUUAGGGGAUUGUAAACCUUUUUUCAAUGAAGUUAACAUUUGUUCUAGUUUUUAUGAAUUUGUUUGGUUUGACCUUGAAAAAAAAGCUAAAACUAUUUAUAUUACGUCAGUACAGUAAGACAGUGAAGCUCAGAAUUAUAGCUUCUAACUGGCAUAAUGUAGACUGGCGCCAGUGAGACAAAAUUAUCCAUGUCAUACUACCGCUACUGUCCAGUACAAUAUGUACUGGCAUAAAGUAAACC
Molecule: messenger RNA, 1602 nt
Organism: Papilio machaon (common yellow swallowtail)
Lineage: Eukaryota; Metazoa; Arthropoda; Insecta; Lepidoptera; Papilionidae
Gene: meigo
Product: solute carrier family 35 member B1 homolog
Exons: 7
Coding region: 190-1152 (320 amino acids)
Biological process (GO): UDP-galactose transmembrane transport
Cellular component (GO): endoplasmic reticulum membrane; Golgi membrane
Molecular function (GO): UDP-galactose transmembrane transporter activity; UDP-glucose transmembrane transporter activity
Source: RefSeq, a predicted model, not a curated record